AUGCAUCCACAGUUAGAUAAAAAUAGAUUCAACACUUGUGAUAAAUUAAUGGAUGCCUUGGAAGAAUGCCAUCGACAAGAAUUUCUUAAACAAUGUUUAGGAAUGUGUAAUUUUGAAAAAGAACAGUUGAUUCAAUGUUUACAUUAUCAAAGAGUUGAAGAUUCUAAAUUGAGAAUAUUAGAAACUAGAGAAAAGAGGAAAAACUGGGAGUUGAAGAAGAAACAAGCCGAAGAGGAAGCAUAUGGUAAGAAUGGAUACUUGAAAAAAGUAUUGGAAAUGGAAGCUGCCUCGAAGAAAUAA
This is a messenger RNA of Candida dubliniensis CD36, 300 nucleotides long. RefSeq lists its product as uncharacterized. The record is from RefSeq and is a predicted model, not a curated record. The transcript has a single exon. NCBI's taxonomy places the organism in Eukaryota, Fungi, Ascomycota, Pichiomycetes, Serinales, Debaryomycetaceae. Bases 1 to 300 code for a protein of 99 amino acids.